Messenger RNA from Acytostelium subglobosum LB1, 3579 nucleotides. RefSeq lists its product as hypothetical. The record is from RefSeq and is a predicted model, not a curated record. The coding region runs from base 1 to 3579 and encodes 1192 amino acids. The transcript is spliced from 6 exons. Gene Ontology annotation, biological process: protein ubiquitination. NCBI's taxonomy places the organism in Eukaryota, Evosea, Eumycetozoa, Acytosteliales, Acytosteliaceae. Gene Ontology annotation, molecular function: RNA binding; ubiquitin-protein transferase activity. Gene Ontology annotation, cellular component: CCR4-NOT complex.
AUGUCAGACGAAGAUGAAGAGAACUUAUGUCCUCUCUGUGUCAAUAAUAUGUCAAAGGACGACAGAAAGUUUAAGCCUUGUCCUUGUGGAUAUCAGAUAUGUGUAUUCUGUUUAGAACGUAUCAAUGACACAGACAAGAGAUGUCCAGCAUGUCGUAAGCCUUAUGAUGCAGAGCACUACUCCUAUCUGUCCGACUCGGAGGAGGAGGAAGAGGAGGAGAGUGAGGACGAGCGAAGAGGCCGCAGCGGCAGCUAUAGAUACAAGUCAUCGAAUCAAUUGCAAUCGAGCACAUCGAGCUCAGGAUCUGGUGCAACAAACUCACUCGAUCCCAAGAGGCAACUCAACACCGUCAGGGUGAUACAGCGCAACCUAGUCUACGUCACCAACCUAGCACUAAGUGUUGCCAAGCCAGAGACCCUGAAGAAGAACGAAUACUUUGGUCAGUACGGCAAGAUAAUGAAGGUCGUCAUCAAUAAGAAUCAUAUAUACAACGUCAACUCGCCUCAUGGCGCAUGUGUCAGCGCCUACAUCACAUAUCAGAGGAAAGAGGACGCCUCGACCGCUAUUCAAGCGAUCGAUGGUCUCACAAUUGAGGGCCGAACCUUGAGGGCCUCGUUCGGAACAACAAAGUACUGUUCAUAUUUCCUUCGCAAGCUUACGUGUAAUAAUCCCGAUUGCAUGUAUCUCCAUGAGUGGGGACAGGAGGACGACAGCUAUUCUAAAGAGGACAUUGCUGGACUAAGCAAACAACAUCACAGUCAUGCAGAAGCCAACCAAACUACAUCGACUCCAUCCCUGUCUACGUCCACUCAAUCCACAACAUCAAGUUAUAAGAAACCACUUACAACUUCAACGCCUGGAUGGAAAGAGUCGUCUUCUUCCGUGCCAUUAUCAUCGACACCUCCCGCCAACUCUUUAAAUUCUUCGAGUUCCACUCUUCCGACUAAAACAUGGAAUAUCACCAAUAGUUCGUCAUCGACGACACUGAAUCCACUGGAGUGGCCAUCGGCGGCAGAUUCGCUUACAAUGACCUCAUCAUCGUCGCCCCCACCACCACCUCUGAACAAGUCGCAGGAGCGAGUGCUGCCAGUGACUGCAUCCUGGGGCUCAGGAGUCAAGGCGUCCAGACAGAUCAGCUCGUCCGAACCCAGCGAGGUGCCCGAGCAACAGCCCUUCCCACCCCUGUCCUCAUCAUUUACAAAUAUACCAAUCACCGUGGUCACGCCCAAGACAAAGAAGGAUAAGAGUGCCGCCGCCCAACUCAACACCUCCUCGCCAGUCCAAUCAACUACUCUACAGCAACAACAGCAGCAACAGCAACAACAACAGUUACAGCAACAAAAGGAGAGAGAGCAACGCGAGAGAGAGCAACAGCAACAACGUGAGAAGGAGCAACGUGAAAAGGAACAGCGUGAGCGUGAGAUGCAACUGGAGAGGGAGCAACAAGAGAGAGAGCAACGCGAGAAGGAACAGCGUGAGAAGGAGCAGAGAGAGAAGGAACAACGCGAGAAGGAACAGCGCGAAAAGGAACAGCGUGAGAAGGAGCAACGUGAGAAGGAGCAACGUGAGAAGGAGCAGAGAGAGAAGGAGCAGCGCGAAAAGGAGCAGCGUGAGAAGGAGCAGAGAGAAAAUGAACAACGCGAGUUGGAAGAGAAGAUGGCAAAGGAGAAGCAGAAGCAGCAACAAAGACAACAACAAGCUGCCACCGCACAAAAGUCAAAGACCAUAUCGAUCGACAACAAGUAUGUCAAUGGCGGCGAGCCGAUCGCUAGCUGGGAGGGCCUGAUCCCCGACGACCAGCAGUCCGACGUCAGCUUUGACUGGCUCCCACUCAAGGGCAACAGCCCACAGUCGUCCAAGAUGAUCGACCUCCUCAUCUCGGAGCAGCAGCGCUCGGAGCAGCGCAGGAAGACAUCGCGCUUCGGCUUUGCCAAGGACAAGGAGAGCAGCACCGGCGGCAUUGGCAGCGGCAGCACCGGUGGCUUCCCGGUCUCCAACAUGCCCACGUCACCUGUGAUCACACCCGACUCGUUCCUGUCGUUCAAGAGCGACUCUGUUACCCCACCCGCCCACCACCUGCUUGGUAGCAACAACAACAAUCCGAUAUACAACUUUAGCAACAACGAUGGCUCCAACGAAUCGUUUAUGAACGCUGGCCACUUCACCCCGAUGCCAGGCGACAUGAACAACCUGCACCUCGGCAACUCUGCCUCCAACACGCCGAUUUCCAACAUGAACAACAACAACUCGAUCGAAGACUCACAGCAGUUGUUCCGUUCGUUGUUCCCCUCGAUCAACAUCAAGUUCUCACAAAACAGCAACAACAACAUGCAACAGCAACAGCUACAGCAGUCCAACGAAUCCAAGGCCAUGUUCCAACAACAGGACCCCUCCUCUGGCCUCGAGCAAUAUAGCAAUUGGAAGCCUCCUGGAUUUGGUCCCAACCUGCGCAAGUCUGGCACAACCGGCACCGUUUCCCCGCCACCAGGAUUCGUCAACAUGCCCCCUGGCCUUGGCAUUGGCAUGGACAUCCCCAAGCCCCCACCUGGCUUCCUUUCGACGCCGCCACCCCCAGGCUUCAUGGGCCAGACCCCGCCUCCAGGCUUCUCCACACUCCUGAAACCACCUGCCGUCGUCGAGGACGAUCUCGACUCGCUGGACAAGAAGGACAAGAAGAAGGAUGUGCGAAAGGUUAAGAAGGACAAGCUGAGGUCAGAGAUGGACAUGACGGAGCUUCAGCAACAACAGCAGCAACAGCAGCAACAGCAGCAGCAACAACAGUUACAACAACAUCAGCAACAACAACAGCAACAGCAACUCCAACAACUACAACAUCAACAACUGUUACAAAUGCAACUUUUACAACAACAACAACAGCAGCAGCAACAUCCCAACCUCCACCUUUUACUCCAACAGCAGCAACAACAGCAGCAGCAGCAACAGCAGCCAGUCAAGCGCGUCGAGGACCUCUUCCUGAACCUUGGAUUGCAGCCCAACCAAGCCAACCCGAUGGGCGCUGCUGGCCCUGUGCCCCUUUUCAACCCGUAUCUGAUGCAACCGCCUCACAUUAAACAACCGCCACCUCAACAACAACAGCAACAACAACAACAACAACCUCCGAUGCCACUCCCCUUCCCCUACACCUUUUCCAACAGCUUUCCCCACCUCGGCGCCCCACUGCCACCCAGCAAUAGUGUUCCACCUCCAGGCAUACCCUUUAACUUAUUAAACCAACAACAACAACAGCAACAACUUCAACAACUACAACAGCAGCAGCAACAGAAGCAACAACUGAACAACUCCAAUCCCAACAUCAACAAGACAAGCUUUGUCGACUUUUUCAACCAGUUUGAUCAGCAGCAGCAACAACAACUGUUGCAGCAGCAGCAGCAACAUCAGCAACAGCAGCAGCAGCCACAACAACAACAACAACAGGUUGGAUAUGCGUCGGCCAUCAAGGGUAGCGCAGAGGCACUGGAGCAACAGAUUGCCAAUGCCACCAAGGAGUUGAAAGAUAUGGACAAUGCCUGGCAACAAACAAAACUUAGAAACAACAACAGUCAAGCCUAUUACCGAUAG